AUGGCUUCCCCGUUCUUUGCGAAUCUACUCGUUGAUGGUUCAAUAUUUGCUGAUGCAACAUCCAAUAGACUCCCGUUACGCGUGGCCAUUGAAUUACUCUCAAAUAGGGUUAGCCAGUUAUGUUGCUUCAUUCAAGACAACGGUUUGCAACCCCCACCGAUGAAAAAGGAAAAGGCCAAGGCUUUGGCGAACGUGCUGGAGUCCACCGGGCUUUCAAAAGUUACAACAAAGUCCCCGGAAGGAGUUAGCUCUCAGGGAUUACCCGGCCAGCUCGUUGAGUCAACGAACACAGAAACUGCGCAGCCUCUGGCGCCGUCAACAACGUCCCCUAAUGUGGGCUAUUCUAACAUGAUACAAACACCAACGGGGCAAGAGAUAACGGAGGAACACAGCCCAACAAGUAGCGUCUGCGACUGUAUUCGAAAUCAAAACACAAGAAACGGUGCCCCGGCGAGCACUCUUAAUGUUGACAAUUUUCCCGAUCCACCACUCGCUUCCUUUGGACAAACUAUUGAACAGACAAAUCCCAUAUUUGUUGAUGAUGAACCGCUGCUAGUUGACGAGUCUAGCAACACCGAAGGCAUUGAAGAUCUUAUCGACCAGUUGUCGGAUCGUGUCGGUACUUUGAGAAUUGGGCCGCGAGGCGAAACUCAAUUUUAUGGUCCUACAUCUACGUUUAAUUUAGUAGAUAUGCCGCUUUCACAGCAUUAUAUAGCGCAAAGUGUUUUAUGGAACAUCAAUUACGACAGUCUAGACCGGCUAGGGAUUAGUCAAGAGAUCCCCAUCGAUUUGGAAGAACAUCUCAUCAAUCUCUACUUCAGCUGGCAUAAUCCUGCUUGUCGUAUCGUUGACCGGAAAAGGUACGAGGCCGCAAAGGAAAGAUCUUAUAGUGAAAUGGAACAUAGUCCAUUUUACUCCGAAUCUCUGCGAAAUGCAAUGUGUGCUAUUGGUGCCGCUUUUGAGACACGGUAUCAUCCAACAUUUGUCACUUUCCCACGGUCGUUAAUGGAAUUCUUUGGUGACCGGGCUAAAGCCCUUCUGGAGACUGAGCUGGACCAUCCUUCUCUGGCGACCGUUCAGACGCUUGUCAUUCUCAGCAGUCAUGAAAUCGGAAGAAAGAGGGAUGCAAGGGGAUGGCUCUACAGUGGAAUGGCGAUUCGGCUGGCUUUUGAUCUAGCCUUGCAUAUCGACAUGUCUACCCAUAUUUCGAAAGGUAUUAUAUCCGCUGCUGAUGCGAGUCUGCGUCGACAAGUCUUUUGGGCCUCGUAUAUAAAUGACCAUUUGCUGGGAUUUUCUCUUGGAAGACCUUUUCGUAUCCAUGUGGAAGACGUGACUGUUGGUAAACCGAUCGAUCACAUCAAUCAAUUCGGACAGAAUACAUGGUUACCAUAUAUACUUCCAAGUCCCUUGGAUACCUCUUACAAUCAGGUUGAUUUCACCGAGGCUGUGAGUUACCAGCAUAUUACUCUCUGUGAGAUUAUGUCUUCAUGCGGCUACAUUCUCUAUGGGACUUCUGGCUUUUCCAAAAGCGAGUUACAGGAACUCAAUGCAAAUAUUGUUGCAGAUCUUCGGAACUGGAAAGCGUCGCUUCCACCGAAUCUGCAAAUCAAUAUGAACAACCGGGCGCCGUCAUACCUCCCACAUGUACUAUUACUUCACAUGCAAUUUCAUCAAAAUAUUAUAUAUGCCCACCGCCCAUGGAUGUCAAAAAGUUACCUCCAACCCAGUCCACCCCAAGGCCCAGGUUAUCUCCAUGCUCGAAACAUGUGCAUCAAAUCCGCUAUUGCAAUUGCCAAAAUUCUUGACUUGUACGAGGCUAGAUAUCCUCUCCGUCGAAUCCACAUUCAAGCAGUUUCAAUCACUUCUUCUGCUAUCCUGUUACUUCUCUUUGCAGCUGUGUCCGGGUAUCCCACGCGCAGACAUGAUGAUAUUGUGCUGUAUUUGAGCACCUGCUUGAGAGCACUCGAUGAAUUCGGCCUCUCCUGGGAGAGUGCAAAACGCGCUAAGGACUUUUUCGUACGACUGCAGCGCCAGUGGGAAAUGCGUACGCGAUCGUUCAAAUAUGCGCGACGAUCAGACAGCAACAACGGCGCACUGAAUAUACAGCGCCCUAGGAAAGAACCGCAGGAACAGCUAGAUGAUCCUGCAACGACAGCUUCCAACAACGACGAUGAUAUAUGUCCUACACGGUUGGAAGAAGCACAUACCGAUAUGAACGUGGAUGUCGACUUGGACUGGAUGCUCAUGUCAGAUAUGCCAGCCCUCCCGGAGAAUCGUGACACGGAUCUUUAUUGUUUGGUGCCGAACCAGCUGAUGCUUGAUUCGGAACGUCCGAAUGCAUAG
Molecule: messenger RNA, 2343 nt
Organism: Talaromyces rugulosus
Lineage: Eukaryota; Fungi; Ascomycota; Eurotiomycetes; Eurotiales; Trichocomaceae
Exons: 7
Coding region: 1-2343 (780 amino acids)
Biological process (GO): DNA-templated transcription
Molecular function (GO): zinc ion binding; DNA binding
Source: RefSeq, a predicted model, not a curated record